UAGGUGUUCUUACCUGGACGGCGGUAGGUGCCAUUUGCCUAUGAGAGUUUCAGCUGCACUGAAGUUCCACCUAAGAGUUUUGUUUUUAAAACUGUUAGUGAACGUUUUUUGCGCAACCUGACCAAACUUGAAAGCGUACAAAAGAUGGAAGAGGUCCGCGAGGGACUCAUCUGUCCAAUAUGCAUGCAAGAUCUCGGCACAAUCGAGGAGCUGACCUCUCAUUUUAAGCUUGCACACCCUGAGCCUGAGGCUAAUGAGGCGCUUGCAUCCCUCAAGGACAUUUUUUCAAAAGCUAAAAAGAAGCUUCUCAAUGAAGACAGUCCACCGAGAAGCGGAGUCGUUAAUGGCAGAGAUCGUAUGGAUCGUGAGGGGACCCCUGCAUUUCCGCAGAGCUUUUCUUAUUCCUACUUAGACAUGCCGGAGCAGAGUGAACCGGGUUACAUUGUGAAUCACUCGGACGCAUUCCGUAAAAGUCGAUCCAACCGAGUCCAAAGGUAUGAUGCUCAAAUCAACAAACUUGUUGUACGAUUGAGCAAGUUGCUCGCACCUGGAACACCUAUUGGAAACGACAAGAAGCGCCGUGAAUUCGAACAACUUACUGUGCAGUGGGUAGACGAGCAGCUUGUUCCUCGAUGUCCCAAUUGUGCCGAACUUUUCAACGCUUUUUUGGGUCGAAGAAAACACCAUUGUCGGUUAUGCGGUGCGAUCACGUGCCAGGACUGUUCACGCUUUGUAGAUAAUCCUCUGGCUCAAAAGCUUCUUCAGGGCCAAAUUGGAACGAGUAUACCUGUUCUUGAACUAAGAUGUUGUUCUGAUUGCUUUGAACUCCUCCUUCGAAAAAAGUUGAUGUUGUCUCAGGAGAACAUUAAAGAUCCUCUACAUGAAGCCUAUGUUAAAAUGAGGGAAUUAAUGGACCGAAGCGUAGUUCUGAAAGGCCAAUAUAUUGCCGCUAUGGAUGCCCUCAUGGCCGGUGAAAGCUCUCUCGCGAUUGCACAGGAACUCCGGGCAUCUGUUAUCAAAUUAGCCGAAAAGGCGGAGACCAUCGCAAAGAGAAUCGGCGAAUCUGCGAAGGAUCCAAAUUUGCCAGCAAGACAAGCGCAGCUUCGAAUACUUAUCAGAAAUAUAACCGUGCAGUACGUUAAAGAGCUCGUAUUUACGAUGCCUCAAUUACCUGAAGCAGAGGAACUUGACCGAGUCGCCCUGCAACGUCGUGAAGAGGCACGACGUCGCGUGGAACGACCAUCUGCCGUGUCGGUCGUACCAACCACAGUUGUAGCAGGUGGUUGGAGUCCUCAGGUGGCAUCAGGUCAGUCCGAUCCUUUCAAUGGAGGUAAAGAUGAACUGGAUCCUCUGCUGGAACAGAUCAGUAAUAUUAAACGAUACCUGGCCAAGGCACGGGAGGAUGGUCGAACGGACGAAGUUUAUCUUCUAGCUGAGAAUUUACGACAGCUGGAAGUUGCAGCUGGCCUGAGGAGCUGAGCGCGCUAAAUACUCAAAAUAUUCUUAGGCAGGGAGUCUUGAUAGUUUAUCGAAUUGUCAAUAACUAUCAUGAUGCAAUUAUUGAUUACGGAAGUUUACAAAAGCGUGCUAAAGUUCACGCUGUUAACCUCUAGUGUGUGCAAGAUACACAUAAAAGCAUUUCGACAACCUGACGUUUGCUAUUUUGAUUGCUAUUUAUGAUUACUACAUUUUACCUCAAAAAAUCAAUCAGAUAUGAAAAAUGUACGGCUGGUUUUAUUUUAUGAGACAACCCCUCGUGUCAUAUAAUGUGUAAUGUUUCAACAGAUACUAGAAACGCAUCUAAUAAUAUGAAACAUUAGAUAACCGUAUCUAUGAUUCAAACUUUUUAUUCCUUUACACAGCAAAAACCGUAGUGUUAGUAGCUUCCAUAAAGUGGUACAUAUCUUUAUGAAUCUAGUAUAAUACUGUAACACAGAAUGGCCACACCGUUCUUUCAGAAUUAAUUCUUCUGUGACUUUUGGUGGCGGCUAUUUUCAUCCUUAUCUUAUCUUGAACGGCAGUAGUGCAAUGAUUGUAAUAAGAACUACUAGGAAUUUUUCCAAAUGAUGCUUUGUUGUGUAAUUUUAUCAUUAGACGAAUCAGUCAACAUGCACCGUGCGAUCAUUCAAGAAAAUGUCAAUUAUAAAAAGAUUUAUUGAUAGUCAAAAAAGGAGGUUGCCUACAUGUUUAUACUUAUCGUAAUUUCAUCAGAAAUAUAUAAUCUAUUCGAUCCAACAACAAAUAGAAUUUUAUUAACGAUUUUUUAGCAGUGUUGAUGAAAAUGGGAACUAAAGUUUUUAUUCAUGUAAUAUUUUUUUGGGUAUACUCAUUCAACCACCUAGUUAUAAUCUUAAAAAGUUGAUUAUGUGAAGGUCGACAUACGCCGAAGGUUGAAGCAUACGCUUCGAAAGGUAUAAGAACACCCCGAGUUUAAGACAUAAAUAAGGCGUCGCAUAUUGUAUUGAGCAGUAUUUUGAAAGGCUAUUUUCAGCAGGUUAAUUCAAAUCUUAUCUGAACAUAAUUUUCAUAAUUUACUUGUUACGGUAAAACGAAUUAAGCAUUCCAGUGAUAGGGACACGUUCUACUUCUUGACCCUGAUGCGAUUUGUGUUGUAACAUACAACGGCAAUUAUAUAUACCGCUUUAAUUUUGCAAAAAGACAUGUCUGUAAAGUUGUAAGAGUGGUACACUCAUAUUAUGAGGAAAUUUAUGUGCUUUGUAAAGAGCAUUUUUUAAUAAAGAUAGUUCUAUCAACUAAUUAGUAAAUUUAGUUUAUUAUUUUUAGGGUAAUAUGCGGGUGCUCAUAGCCCGGGCCACGCUAUGGCUUAUAUUGAUAAUUCCAACUGUAGUUUAUCAAGUAGUAGGUAUUAAAGAAUAAUAAAGACGGUAAUCUAGUAAAUCUAUCUAUACUUACAAACUGAUACGUUUUAAUUUGAAAUGUUUCUUGUAAAGUAUUGUAAGACUGCAUCUAAACAAAAAUACAUUUAAUUAAACCUAUCACAGACUCGCUGUAAAGUUUUCUUUUACAAUUGGCUCGAUUGGAACGCCGUUUUGAUCACACGAGAGUGAGAGAGUCGAUGUUACCAUGUCGACCCUUCUUGGACUCUUGCUCAAUCGCGCUUCAUGUACACCAGUGCGAGUUGAAAUCUGAGUUGUCCGGUGACCACGUGCGCUUUUUUCUGCACUAUCUAGUACAACAAUUUGCAGGACAGGCGGAUUAACUACGCUGUCGAUUUUUUGCCUUUUCGGGAAGAUUACUCUGGCAUGACGUCUCUUUCACACGUUUGUCUCAGAACAUGAACCUGAAUAGGAGAUUCGACCUUGCGUACAAUAGCCAUGUCCUCUAAAUCAUGAAAAUAGUAGCGAUCGUUUGGAAAUAAUUUUUGCAUCGAUAAUGAACAUUUUUUCGUCAAAAAUAAUUAACAGACACCCGUUUAAAAGGCCUGAGGAGCAAACAAUAUCAAGUGACUCUUUAGGUUUUAAGAACUUCAAAAAGUAUUUGGUUGACUUUUAUGAUAUAUAGUGUAUACCUGGGGUCCUCGCAAAUGACCCCUGAGGUAGAAGUCGUAGCGACAUAAAAUUUCUUCGUUAACGACUUCAUCGAAAUAAAAGGUUGAUCAGAAAUACAUUUGUUGCCGGCCCUUGCAGAUGCAUAAUCACUCAAUAUUCCGUUUUUAUCGACUCCAGGUAACCGAAAAAGCUUAUUACGUUAGUGCAUUAUUUAGAGCGAAAGGAUUAUAUUAUAGUUAAUCGUUGCUAAAAUUAUGGAGGCAAACCAUCGUUUUCUGCCAUAAUAGCGGGUUCCUUGCAUGAUUUUUGAGACGAGUUUCUACCAAGAGAAACCGGUUUUUAUUGAACACGGUUGAUUCACUUAGGCAAAUGAUUCAUUUAGUGACUAAGCGAACGAAUUCAGCGAUACGGACCUUAAACAGAUAGUAAUAGAUAGGUAGCUAGUUCAAUAUUUACUAGCUAAGCCAAGACAGGAGAAAGGAAGAUCACAUAUUUUUCGUGUAAGCGUUGUAAUAUCUCUGUUAUGGAUACGUCAACCAGUAUUUCGAGGGUGAUCAUUGUGUGAUCACGAAGUUCUACUAUAAUUUGAUAACGGCUGAAAUUAUUUAGGUUAACUUCAAAUAGGCUCAUUGCUGUGUUAUAUAUGAUAGAUAUAUAUGAUAUAAAUAAAACACUCUGGUAUUGACCAACUGAUCGCGCCGUUCGCCAAAACCCUUUGAUGUAUUUAUUACUUUGAAAAGGUUUCAGUUCAGUAAUCGACUGGCAGUCGUUCAUUAUGAACUGUAUUUUAGAUAUAUCUACGUCAUUAAUAUGUUACGUUAAUAACGUGAG
Varroa destructor (honeybee mite) is the source of this 4340-nucleotide messenger RNA. It is a transcript of the gene Rbsn-5, whose product is annotated as Rabenosyn-5. Lineage: Eukaryota; Metazoa; Arthropoda; Arachnida; Mesostigmata; Varroidae. The record is from RefSeq and is a predicted model, not a curated record. Gene Ontology annotation, molecular function: metal ion binding.